AUGGAGGUCGCCAGCCGCUCAGGCGGUGCCAUGACGCAACUCUUGCGACGCUCUGGUCCCAACGCUAUCCGAUCCACUGCUGCUCUCUCUUCCAACAAGAACUCAAGGAGGAACUUCUCUUCCGUCAAGUCUCUUCCUCCUACCUACGAGAAGCUUUACACCAAGUACACUGAUGUUCGUCGUGUACUGGGCAAGCAGCGUCUUACACUUGCCGAGAAGAUCCUCUACAGCCAUCUCGACAACCCCGAGGAGUCGCUGCUUAGCAACACCGAAAAUGGACAAAACAUCCGUGGCAAGGCUAACCUGCGUCUCAACCCCGACCGUGUGAACAUGCAGGAUGCUUCUGCUCAGAUGGCCAUCCUCCAGUUCAUGUCUUGCAACCUCGCCAAGCCUGCUAUCCCCGCAAGCAUUCACUGUGAUCACUUGAUUGUGGGAUCCAAGGGUGCUAAGGAUGAUUUGUCUGCUGGUAUUGAGACCAACAAGGAGGUGUUUGACUUCCUUGAGUCUGCUGCUCGCAAAUACGGAAUGGACUUCUGGCCUCCUGGCGCUGGAAUUAUUCAUCAGACUGUUCUCGAGAACUACGCUCUUCCUGGACUGAUGAUGCUUGGAACCGACUCUCACAGUCCCAACGCCGGUGGUCUUUCUACAAUCACUAUUGGUGUCGGCGGUGCUGAUGCUGUCGAGGCGCUUGUUGGUGCUCCUUGGGAACUCAAGGCCCCCAAGGUUCUCGGUGUGCACCUUGUUGGCAAGCUGAGCAACUGGGCUUCUCCUAAGGACGUUAUUCUUCGUCUCGCUGGCCACCUUACUGUUCGUGGCGGUACAGGCUCCAUCAUUGAGUACUUUGGCGAGGGCGUCGAUAGCCUCAGCGCCACCGGCAUGGCUACCAUCUGCAACAUGGGUGCCGAAGUCGGUGCUACCACUUCAAUCUUCCCCUACACCAAGGCCUCAGCGAGAUACCUUGACUCGACUCGACGAUCGCAGGCCAACAAGAACAUCGAGGCUCUCGAGAGCUUUGCCGGCAACAGCUCUGACCCCGAUGCCCGAUGGCAAUUCAAGGCCGAUGAGGGUGCCGAGUACGACGACCUCAUCACCAUUGAUCUCUCCACCCUCGAGCCUCACAUCAACGGACCUUUCACUCCUGAUCUGGCCACACCCCUCUCCAAGUUCAAGGAGGUUGUCAAGGAGCAGGAAUGGCCUGAACUCCUCUCUGCUGGUCUCAUUGGUAGCUGCACUAACAGUUCCUAUGAGGAUAUGACCCGAGUCGAGAGUCUGCUCAAGGAUGCCCAGAAGGCUGGCCUCAAGCCCGCUGCUGACUUCUACAUCACCCCUGGAAGUGAACAGAUUCGCGCUACUCUCGAGCGAGACGGCACCCUUCAAACUUUCCAGCAGGCCGGCGGUAUCGUUCUUUCCAACGCAUGUGGUCCCUGUAUUGGUCAGUGGAAGCGACAGGAUGGUGUUGAGAAGGGCACCAGCAACGCUAUCUUGACCUCUUACAAUCGAAACUUCCGUGGUCGUAACGAUGGUAACCCUGAUACCAUGAACUUCCUCGCGUCCCCCGAGAUUGUUACUGCCAUGGCUUUCGCUGGAUCUACCACCUUCAACCCUGUGACCGACAGCAUCAAGACCCCUGACGGCAAGGACUUCAAGUUCUCCCCCCCUCACGGUCUCGAGGGCCCUCAGACCCCCUUCGAGUCUGGCAACGCCGAGUUGGGCGUCCUGUCUCAAGAGCCUGACCCCAACACCAAGAUCGCCAUCUCUCCUACCUCUGAGCGUUUGGCCUUCCUCGACCCUUUCCCUGCUUUCCCCUCAUCCAAUCUCUCAGGCCUCCGCGUCCUCGUCAAGGUCACCGGCAAGUGCACCACUGACACUAUCUCUGCCGCCGGCCCCUGGCUCAAGUACAAGGGUCAUCUGCCCAACAUCAGCACCAACACUCUUAACACCGCUAUCAACAAAGAGACUGGCGAAGUCAACGCCGCUUACGACCUUGAUGGCUCCAAGCACACCAUUCCCGAGCUUGGUCAGCUCUGGAAGGAUCGUGGCCAGGAGUGGCUGGUUGUCGCCGAGCACAACUAUGGCGAGGGCUCUGCCCGUGAGCACGCUGCUCUCCAGCCUCGCUACCUCGGUGCCCGCGUUGUCUUGACCAAGUCUUUUGCCCGUAUCCACGAGACCAACCUCAAGAAGCAGGGUGUUGUCCCCCUGACUUUCGAGGACGAGGCUGACUACGACAAGAUCGCAGCUGGUGACGAGGUCACCACUGUCGGUCUUUACGAGAUGCUCCAGAACGGCGGCAAGGGCGAUGUUCAGCUGCGUGUCACCAAGUCCUCUGGCGAGGAGGUCCUCAUCCCGACCAAGCAUGCUGUCACCAAGGACCAGGCUGGUUUCAUUCUCGCCGGCAGUGCCCUCAACUUGCUGUCCAAGGGCAUCUAA
Messenger RNA from Fusarium graminearum PH-1, 2427 nucleotides. RefSeq names its product aconitate hydratase. The record is from RefSeq and is a predicted model, not a curated record. Gene Ontology annotation, molecular function: 4 iron, 4 sulfur cluster binding; aconitate hydratase activity. NCBI's taxonomy places the organism in Eukaryota, Fungi, Ascomycota, Sordariomycetes, Hypocreales, Nectriaceae. The coding region runs from base 1 to 2427 and encodes 808 amino acids. Gene Ontology annotation, biological process: tricarboxylic acid cycle. The transcript has 3 exons. Gene Ontology annotation, cellular component: cytosol; mitochondrion.